CUCCCGCUUCCCUCUUCCCACACUCUUCCUUCGCCUACUGGCUCUUCUUCUCCCUUUGCCGGGUCGCUCUCUCCCGCUCCAAACGCUCGCGCCGUGUCUCUGUCUCACGAACCUCCCGCACCCAUCGAGCUCUUCGCAUCCGGUUCCUUCUCCCACCUGCAAGACUCUCUGCACACUCCAGUUCUUGCUCCGCAGUGCGUUUCUUGGCGCGCUAGCUAGCUAUUUGGUGCCCCGUCGCAACUUCUCGGAAUUUCUAGCAUGGGGGCGGGUGCUUCGGACCUCGCGGUGGAGGAGGCAAGCUCCGGGCUGGGCGACAUGCCGGAGCUGUGCGCCGCGGAGGUGCUGCUCCGGCUGGGCGCGCCGGACAUAUGCCGGCUCGCGGGGCUCAACCACGCGUUCCGCAGCGCCGGAGCGGCGGACUUCGUGUGGGAGGCGAAGCUGCCUGAGAACUACAGGUACCUCAUGGGGUUCGUCGAUGGUGGAGAGGAGAAGGGAGGGGAUCAAUGGCAGAAGAGCGUGGUGGGGAAGAAGGAGGUCUACGCCAGGCUCGCCAAGGCUGUGCGGUUUGAUGAUGGCAAAAGGGAAUUCUGGUUGGAGAAAAGCACAGGCAUGAUUUGCAUGGCAUUAUCCUCAAAAGCGCUGGUGAUAACGGGGAUCGAUGACAGGAGAUAUUGGGCUCACAUGCCAACCACAGAAUCUAGGUUCCAUUCCGUCGCGUACCUCCAGCAAAUCUGGUGGUUCGAGGUGGUCGGGGAGAUCGACUUCCGCUUCCCGGCGGGGACCUACAGCCUCUACUUCAGGCUCCGUCUCGGGAAGCUGGCCUCCAAGAACUCCGGCCGCCGUGUCAGCAGCGGCGCCGACAAAAAGGACAGCAUCCACGGCUGGGACAGGAAGCCCGUGCGGUUCCAGCUCUCGACGUCGGACGGCCAGAACGCCGUGUCGCAGCGCUACCUGGACGACGAGCCGGGGAGCUGGGCACUGUACCACGCCGGCGACUUCGUGGCAUCCGAGCACGGCCGGCCCGUGAGGCUCAAGUUCUCCAUGGCGCAGAUCGACUGCACCCACACCAAAGGCGGCCUCUGCGUCGACUCGGUGCUCGUGUACCCCAAGGGGUUUCGGACAGAGAAAGUUGUGGUUGGUGCUUAGAACUUAGAAGUGAGAUUAUUUCAGCACUAUCGGGUUACUUACUUAGCUUGGUACUGUAAUUAGAGAGCUUGGAGAAAUGUAGUAGGAUUUAGGAGAUC
This is a messenger RNA of Lolium rigidum, 1244 nucleotides long. Its product is annotated as F-box protein PP2-A13-like. NCBI's taxonomy places the organism in Eukaryota, Viridiplantae, Streptophyta, Magnoliopsida, Poales, Poaceae. The transcript is spliced from 3 exons. The record is from RefSeq and is a predicted model, not a curated record. Gene Ontology annotation, molecular function: protein binding. The coding region runs from base 259 to 1146 and encodes 295 amino acids.